AUGAAUAGCAUCGACAAAGUCAUUCAAAGUGGAUAUUUCAACGAUACUCUCAGACAAUGGCACUGUCUAAACACCCAAAUCACCCCUUUUAAUUUAAUGUAUCCUAUUUUCAUUUUGUGAGUAUAUUAUUAUGAUCAACCUACUAGUUUAAAACAUCAACGGUUAUAAUAUAGUUACGUAAUUUUUGUUUGACAGAGACGAUAUGGAUCUAAAAGAAGAAAUAAAAUCUAUGCCCGGCAUUUAUCGAUAUGGACUAAACCAUGUCAAAUCAAUGCUGGAUCCUGUCGUCGAGUCUGGACUGAAGUCUCUGUUGGUAUUUGGAGUGAUUAAUAAGUUACCAAAAGUAAAAAAAAUUUUUUUUUUUUUUUUAAAUUAUUAUUUACAAUACUUAAAUAUUUUAAAAAUUAUUGACAGAAUCAACAUGGAAAACAUGCUGAUUCUCCUGAGAAUCCAGUUAUUCAAGCUUUACCGUUAUUGAAAAAAUGGUAUCCCGAAUUGACAAUAGCUUGUGACGUAAGUAUAUUUUAUUUUAAUUGGUGAUCUAAUAUCUAAAUAUUACACAUUGUGUCAUUCAUGUAUUUUUAAAAUGAAUUCUUGCACUUAAUUUUAAAGUUAUAUUUUCUAAACACUUCAAUUAAACUUAUUGUAUCACUAAGAUUUUUUUUUUUUAUUCAGAAUUUUUUGAUUAUUAAGCUCGAAAAUUAUAAUUUACAACAGUGAUGGGUAGGUACAGUAGAGAAAAAAUAAACUAGAAUUUGGUGAAGUAUAUUUAUUUUUUUUUUUAACUGUAAUUAUUUGUUUUUACAGGUAUGUCUAUGUCCAUAUACGUCUGAUGGGCAUUGUGGAAUCGUUGAGAAUCAAUGUAUAGACAAUGAACAAAGUAUAAAACGAUUAGGAGAAAUAGCAUUAUCUUAUGCUCUAGCUGGUAAAACAUAAUUUGUUGAUAUUAUACAUUUUAUUAAAAAAAUAAUGAAUUUCAUUUUUAAAUGUGUGAUUAAUGAAAUUAAUAUAAGAUAGUAAACAAUUUUAGUCAACCACUUGUUCUUUCAAUUAGAUCUAUACCAAAACUUAGUUAUAUACUUACACUAUGUUCAACCAUAAAAUUAUUAAUUCUAACUUGUACUCUACAAAUAAUUAACAUAUUAUUAUUUUUUAGGUGCCGAUAUUGUUGCUCCAUCUUGUAUGAUGGAGGGACACAUUUCGGCUAUUAAAAAUAGUUUAAUGAAAGAGAAAUUGUUGAGCCGAGUGUGUGUACUGUCAUAUUCCGCAAAAUUUUGUUCAGUAUUUUAUGGACCCUUCAGGGAUGCUGCAAAUUGUUCACCGAGCUUUAGCAAUCGUUCGUCAUACCAAAUUCCAGUUGGGAGUUCAAGCAUUGCUGAAAGAGUGGUGGUUAGUAUUAUUAACAAUGAUAUCAAAUUUCUAUUAGCACUUUUAGUGUAAACUGGGAAAAAGAAUGAUUUAAUUAGUUAUAUUAAUAGUAAUAAUAAUAAAAUAGCAACUAUUCAAAAUUAAAAACUAAUUUAAAAGAAGAGCCCUAAUUAUUUUAAAAAUAAUAGACUGUAUAUAUAUUUUAUUAUUAUUAAAUUUGUAUGUAUUAUCAAUAAAUUUGUAAUUAAUUAAAAACUUUAUCUAGGUACUAAUAUAAAUAACUAAUAGCACUGAAUAAACCUUAAAAAUUGUUGUAUUAACAUUAGAUUGUUACAGAAUAGAGAUAUCCACGAGUCUUGUGAUAUGACUAUGGUAAAACCCGGAAUGAUGUAUCUUGAUAUAGUUAGACAAAUUAAAAACAAUCAUCCAAACAUACCGUUGUUUAUUUAUCAGGUAUAUCAAGAUUUGAAAAAAAAUAACAAUAAUUUAAUAUUUAUUAGUAAUAUUUCUAUUUUUGGAGUAGGUAUCUGGUGAAUAUGCGAUGAUACAUCAUGCUGUACAAGGAGGCGUUUAUGGGUUGAAAGAAGGUUUAACCGAGAUUUUAAGAAGCAUGCGGCGAGCUGGUAUACACAAUAUCGAAAAUUAUGAUUUUUCAAAACUGUAUUAAUUUUAAUUUUUUCUGUUCCUAUAGGAGGUGAUGUAAUUAUCACCUACUACACGCCAAUAAUACUGAAAUGGUUAAAAGAAACAUGUCCAUUAUAA
Messenger RNA from Cinara cedri, 2130 nucleotides. NCBI's taxonomy places the organism in Eukaryota, Metazoa, Arthropoda, Insecta, Hemiptera, Aphididae. The record is from the annotation of a GenBank genome assembly.